AUGCCUCCAUGUUCAGAAACCUCUGUUCUGCUACUUCCCAUGGUCGAGAAAUGCAUAAAUCUCUUACAAACUCACGGCGUUUCAUCGCUAACGAAACUCAGACAAAUCCACGCUUUCUCAAUCCGACAUGGCGUCUCAAUCACCGACGCAGAGAUGGGUAAACACCUCAUCUUCUACCUCGUGUCUCUUCCUUGUCCACCUCCAAUGUCUUACGCACACAAGGUCUUCUCCAAGAUCGAGAAACCCAUCAAUGUCUUUAUUUGGAACACAUUGAUCAGAGGCUACGCUGAGAUUGGUAGUGAUUCCGUCUCUUCUGCUGUUUCUCUCUACCGUGAAAUGCGAGUCUCUGGUUUUGUCGAGCCAGAUACUCAUACUUACCCGUUUCUUCUUAAAGCUGUGUCGAAAAUGGCGGAUGUUCGAUUGGGAGAGAUGAUUCAUUCCGUUGUUAUAAGAAGUGGGUUUGGUUCGUUGAUAUUUGCUCAGAACUCUCUGCUACAUUUAUACGCUAAUUGUGGAGAUGUAUCUAGUGCGUACAAGGUGUUUGAUAAAAUGCCUAAGAAGGACCGUGUUGCUUGGAACUCUGUGAUUAAUGGGUUUGUGGAAAAUGGUAAGCCGAAUGAAGCUUUGAAGCUUUAUACUGAGAUGGAUUCGAAAGGUAUUAGGCCUGAUUCGUUUACGAUCGUGAGCUUGUUGUCUGCUUGUGCUAAGAUUGGUGCUUUGACAUUGGGUAAGAGAGUCCAUGUAUAUAUGAUCAAGGUUGGUUUUACGCGAAACUUGCAUUCCAGCAAUGUACUCUUGGACUUUUACGCGAGAUGUGGAAGAGUCGAAGAAGCGAGAACGCUUUUUGAUGAAAUGGUGGACAAGAACAGUGUCUCGUGGACUUCUUUGAUAGUCGGUUUAGCUGUUAAUGGUUUUGGAAAAGAAGCGAUUGAGCUUUUCAAAGAGAUGGAAUCAAAGGAGGGGUUAUCACCGUGUGAGAUCACGUUUGUGGGGAUCUUAUACGCUUGUAGCCAUUGCGGGAUGGUGAAGGAAGGUUUCGAGUAUUUCAGGAGAAUGAAAGAAGAGUAUAAGAUCGAGCCUAGGAUCGAACAUUUUGGCUGUAUGGUCGAUUUGUUAGCUAGAGCUGGACAAGUGAAGAAAGCUUAUGAAUACAUCCAGAAAAUGCCGAUGCAGCCGAAUGUUGUUAUCUGGAGGACAUUGUUAGGAGCUUGCAUUGUUCAUGGUGAUUCAGAUUUAGCAGAGUAUGCCAGACUCCAAAUCUUACAACUAGAACCAAACCACAGCGGCGAUUAUGUCCUCUUGUCGAAUAUGUAUGCAUCCGAGCAGCGUUGGUCCGAUGUGCAGAAGAUAAGGAGACAAAUGUUAAGAGACGGUGUGAGAAAAGUCCCCGGUCACAGCCUUGUAGAAGUAGGAAACAGAGUUCAUGAGUUUCUUAUGGGUGAUAAAUCUCAUCCACAAAGCGAUGAGAUUUACGCUAAGCUGAAAGAAAUGACUGAUAGAUUAAGAUUGGAAGGUUACGUGCCGCAAAUUUCAAACGUUUAUGUCGAUGUCGAGGAAGAAGAGAAAGAGAACGCUUUGGUAUAUCACAGUGAGAAGAUUGCUAUUGCGUUUAUGCUUAUUAGUACACCAGAAAGAUCGUCGAUUAGAGUCGUGAAGAAUCUUAGAAUUUGUGCAGAUUGUCAUUCUGCUAUUAAACUCGUGUCUAAGGUUUAUGAUCGAGAGAUUGUUGUCAGAGAUCGUAGCAGGUUUCACCAUUUCAAAAAUGGUUCUUGUUCUUGUCAAGAUUACUGGUAA
Molecule: messenger RNA, 1794 nt
Organism: Arabis nemorensis
Lineage: Eukaryota; Viridiplantae; Streptophyta; Magnoliopsida; Brassicales; Brassicaceae
Source: the annotation of a GenBank genome assembly